This is a messenger RNA of Phytomonas sp. Hart1, 2721 nucleotides long. Lineage: Eukaryota; Euglenozoa; Kinetoplastea; Trypanosomatida; Trypanosomatidae. The record is from the annotation of a GenBank genome assembly.
AUGCCAGGACCUCGUAAGGGUCAUACAUCGUCAUUUGCUGCAGCUGCCAAGGUUAUUUUUGACUCCGCACGAAAGACUGGUGCUAUAAAUGCACUUCAGAGGGGUGAUAAACCAGUUGGUCAUCACCUCAAAGACAUUUAUCGUCAUAGUAAGGCACGUGACGCCUCUUUUGGAGGUGUCUCUUAUAAGGUAGUAGAGUUUCUUGCGACACAAAAAGCGUCAUCACCGUUGAGGCCACAACCGUCUGUGCAAAGCUUUUCCAAAAAAGUACCACACCUUGAUGUCCCAUCUAUUGUUUCCUCUGUAAAAGUUGAAAGUUCUUUGUCAACACCUGCGAUGGAACCAACACCUGCGGCUCACGAACAAACGGAAUCCAUGGAAGAAACAAGCAUUCCAACGACUGUUGUUUCUUCGAUGGCCCAAGACGUUGGUCACGAAGACAACAUACAAGCUCAGGAGUCUCAAGAGGAGGAAAAUUUAUUAGAUGUUUUCGGCGACAUACCCAUUUCGGAGGACAAGCCGUUGUUUGAGUCGCGUCCGACUUUCUACGUGCCUCAGCAAAACGUUGCGACUCUAAAGACAAUCGAUGAGGUUGUUCCAAGCCAUCUUUCAGACAAAGUGAGUAGUUCACCAUCGAGAACAACAUCGGUGUUUGAUAACUUUUCCAAAAAUGAGAAGCUAUUUUCCAAGGUUUCAUUGUCGAAUAUCGAGGCGGAAACAUUUUCUGUUGACUCCUGGGAGAAGCAGAGGGAAGCAGAGCUAGCACAAUUCCAAAGGAAGAAACAAGAUGAGGCGGAUCUUCUCGCUGCUGAACAGCUGGAGCGAGAACACCAGAGUUUAGGAAAUAGAUGGGUUGAGAAAAGAACGAGUAUUACCACAAAUGAACCGCAUCUUACGGGGGAGAUGAGUAUACUACGUGAAAUUUACUUCUCCACAUCUAUCGAGGAGUCCCUCAAGCUUUUUAAAAAUAUUGUCGGUCUCGGUAGUCGAUCCGCUUUCCUUAUCCCUUCGGCAAGCAUUCAUCUGUUAUCUAAGCUGCGUUGCCUUAGCUCUUUUGAUAGGCCCAAGUUCAUUGAACAAUUCGUGAAGCUCCUCGAAUCUUCAAAAGCCAGCGAAGAUGUAAAGAGUAAAUUGAUGCUUUCAGUGUAUAAUGGUCAAAAGUUCAUAACCAUCUAUAAUACCUUGAGCGAGGACUCCAAGAAAACGUUAGAUAGGAUUCUUGUCAAGAAGGCCAUGUUAAUCCUUUUGCGUCAUGGUAAAUGGGAGGAGGCCAUUCGUAUUGUUGACAUUUCCAAUGCCUAUAGGGCGGACCCCACAAAUCAGCUCGACAUUAUCUUGGUGAAGAACUCAUAUUCUCUGAGUGAUCAGGCAAAGGCAGAGGUGAUUGCGUUUGCUACCAAAAACAUCACAGCAACCGGGCGUAUGGGCAGGGAGGCGAAGCUUGUGCUUGCGUCUGCGGAGAAGGGCUUUCAUCGUCGGCAUCUUCUUCAGCAACUUGCUUCCUCCACAUCCGCCGAUGAAGAAGUGUACGCAGAGCUCAUUCGUCGAACAAAACCUGAAAAUAUCAAAGAGGUGCUUUCUGAUAUGGAAAAGCGUGGGCUUGACAAGAAUGAUCCAAAAGUACUUAAGGUCGUCGCUUUGAAAGCUAUGAAUAGUAAGGAUCCGAUGCUUGUUUUUAAAGAGAUCGAUACGCAAAUUCAAUGCAUCGGAAUAAAGCCAAUGCAUGUUUCCGUUGCCAUCAAGGCAGCAAAGACAUUCCAAACGGAAAAUGUUUUGCGUGCUGCUGUAAAGAUUGCAAAGCUUAUUCCGAGCUUUAAUCCGGCUUCAACCCUUCGAAACCUUACCCCUAUUCUUUUCACUCUCAAGAUGUACUCUGAAAUCGCAGACCUUGCCGACAUAUUCGGUAAAUAUUUACCAAUUCCAGAGGCGUUGCCCGUUGUCGUUGCCUUGGUAAAUGAUGCUCUACGAAGUUUAGGUCGAGAACCUCUUUCUGAGCUGUCCUCCAAAGACGUCAACUUUUCCUUUCCAUCACUCAAUAAAAGGACGGGAAAUAAUGCAGUUUCAACUUCUGAUGAAACUAUUGAGGUGGAUUUGUCCCCAAUUACAGAGACCAUGCUUAUUUACGCUAGAGAUAAGCAGUGGGAGAAGGCACUUGAGGUACUGACGCAACUCCCUAAUGUUGGGGCUCGGAACUUGGACGCGCUGACAUUGAUUUACAACUGUUCCCUAGGCGCGGCGGUGACUAAACCAGAUGUCUCGCUUUCUAUUUUUCAUUCCAUGCAGGAAAAGGCGGUUCCGAUGAAUACGACCACCGUGAACACCAUUCUCACGACGCUUGGGAAGUCGUCGGAAUGGGAAAAGUCAAUCGAAAUUUUUAAUGAGCUUUCCAUGACGUAUAGGGACACUAACACUUACCUGAUCAUUUUAUCGGUGUUAGGCAAAUAUAAUCGUUGGGAGGAUGCAAUUUCAGUUUAUGAUCAAGCGAUGAAGGCAUUUAAUAAGCCUCCCUUGUCAAUUUUUACUUUGACCAUUGGAAUUGCAUCAAACCACACUUGGUCUGAGACGUUGCGUGUCUUUCAAGAAUUGAUGCGACAUCAUAGCUCCUCUGUUAAAGACAAUGUUGUUAAUCAAGUCAUUCGUUCCCUCGAGCAAAACGGCCGUUCAACUGAAAUAGUUUCACUACAAAAACUUUUAGAAAAGAGAAAGAAAAAGAAAACAUAG